UCCAUCAUUGAAUUACAUGGCCUGUGGUAUAGCAGCUGGGAGGCUCUGGGCUACGGUCCCCAUGGCUCCUGCAUGCUCGUCCGCUCCCCUCCCUCUGUGCCUGUGUCUGCUGCUGGCAUCCGGCUUUGCCCAGGCAGGCAGGCUGCUGGUGGUGCCCAUGGAUGGGAGCCACUGGUUCACUAUGCGCUUGGUUUUGGAGAAGCUCAUCCAGAGAGGACACGAGGUGGUCGUCGUCAUGCCAGAGGCUAGCUGGCAUCUGGGACAGUCACUGAAUUACACAGUGAAGAGUUAUCCAGCUUCUUUCUCUCUGGAGGAGUUGAAUCGUUUGUUUCAGUCCUUUGCUGACACUCAGUGGAAAACUCCACCGCAAAGUAUGUACUCUUUUUCAACAGGUUCAUCCAAACUUUUGUUUGACGUCAUCUUUACACGCUGUAGAAACUUAUUUAAUAUAAAGGGAAUAGUUGAGUAUUUGAAAACAACUUUGUUUGACGCAGUGUUAAUGGAUCCUUUUGAUUUAUGUGGUUUAAUCACUGCCAAAUAUUUAUCACUGCCAUCGGUGGCCUUCACCAAGGUAGUACUUUGCCAUCUUCUUGAAGAAGGUACGCAGUGCCCCUUUCCUCUAUCUUAUGUUCCCAGAUUAUUCUCAGGGCUCUCAGAUACCAUGACCUUCCAGGAGAGAGUGCAGAAUCUUUUUACCCACCUCGAGGAACGUUUAUUUUGCAGUUAUUUCUAUAAAAGUGCCUUAGAAAUUGCUGCUGAAAUUCUCCAAACAACAGUGAGCAUGUAUGAUCUCUACAGCCAACCAUCAAUCUGGUUGUUGCGCACGGACUUUGUUUUGGACUUUCCCCGGCCCGUGAUGCCCAACGUGGUCUUUGUUGGUGGAAUCAACUGCCAUGAAGGGAAGCCCCUGUUGGAGGUAUGUCCUCUCUCCCUUGGCACAUUCAGGGCAUCGGACAUUGCACAGUAA
Molecule: messenger RNA, 967 nt
Organism: Octodon degus (degu)
Lineage: Eukaryota; Metazoa; Chordata; Mammalia; Rodentia; Octodontidae
Product: UDP-glucuronosyltransferase 1-9
Exons: 2
Coding region: 17-967 (316 amino acids)
Molecular function (GO): UDP-glycosyltransferase activity
Source: RefSeq, a predicted model, not a curated record